UUUCUAUUUUCUUUUCUUCCAGAACCUGUUACUGAAAUCAUAGGAGGACCAGAACUACACAUAAACAAAGGUUCUACAAUAAAUCUAACCUGUAUCGUAAAAUUCGCCCCCGAGCCGCCGCCCACUGUCACAUGGUCACAUAACCGACAGGUCAUAAAUUUUGAUUCACCACGUGGCGGUAUAUCAUUGGUUACGGAAAAAGGUGUUCUGACUACAAGUCGUCUGCUGGUACAGAAAGCCAUACAACAAGAUUCUGGACUUUACACAUGUACACCAUCGAAUGCAAAUCCCACAUCUGUGCGGGUACAUAUCGUUGAUGGUGAACAUCCUGCGGCUAUGCAUCACGGCGAUAGCUCAAACCUUAAAGCCACACCGCUCACACUGCUGGUGCUGGGCUCAUUUAUUUUAUUAUGGCUACAACAGCAACAAAGCACUCUACGUCAUCGUAUACGUUGGCGGUUCAAGGGGACCAUUAAACAGAAUGCGAACAAGGAUCACCGAGAGCAGUCAAUGCAGAAUUGCCGACAAGAGCUGAUAUUGCAGCGGCAAUCACAUCAACAACAGCAUCAUCAGCAUUGCCAUCAAUGCCAACGAUGUGAUUGUGUUGAUGAUAUUUAUAAUAGUGUUAUUGAUACAGAAUUGCCCGACAGCUGUGUAUUGUGGCAGCACAGAACAAAUCUUCAAUUGCCAAAUACAUAA
This is a messenger RNA of Musca vetustissima, 699 nucleotides long. RefSeq lists its product as uncharacterized. Gene Ontology annotation, cellular component: neuron projection membrane. Lineage: Eukaryota; Metazoa; Arthropoda; Insecta; Diptera; Muscidae. The annotation marks the transcript as partial. The transcript has 3 exons. Gene Ontology annotation, biological process: synapse organization. The record is from RefSeq and is a predicted model, not a curated record.